Molecule: messenger RNA, 6279 nt
Organism: Poeciliopsis prolifica (blackstripe livebearer)
Lineage: Eukaryota; Metazoa; Chordata; Actinopteri; Cyprinodontiformes; Poeciliidae
Gene: slf1
Product: SMC5-SMC6 complex localization factor 1
Exons: 18
Coding region: 398-2563 (721 amino acids)
Biological process (GO): positive regulation of double-strand break repair
Molecular function (GO): protein binding
Source: RefSeq, a predicted model, not a curated record
UCAAAUUUAGUGUAGCGCUACAUUAUGCACGCGUAUUAUUUUAUAUUUACGUGACGAUUAAGUAACUUAAAUCGAUGUUUUAAAAACAACAACGCGUCUACUCGUGAAAAUCACCACCUCUAUAUCUGUAGAUCAACUGUGGCUUGGAUGUUGUUUCACGUUUGCGGAGUGAAACACGAGCCUGAAACAUAAAUAUCAGGGUGUUUACAUUAAGGCACAAAGUCAUUGCGCAUAUUUGUAUUUAUUUUUUUAUGGCAACGUUUAAUAUGGUAUUAAAGGGAAUAACAGCACAGUGACUGACCACAACACCGCUGCCAUUGUCAGAUGUCUGUUUUACUAUCAGAGUUUUGGCGCGCCUGGAUGUGAUCGGAAGUCACCGCCUGUGGCAUGAAAAAGAAUGGAGAGCUACACACAUGUUUUCCAGAUCUCUGGGAUCAAAGCGCAGGAUAAAAAGAGAGUUUUGAUUAAGGGCAUUUAUCAGCUCGGUGGAAAAUACAUUGGUGGCUCAGUAUACAAGCACUGUACCACUCAUCUCAUAACCCCCCAGGUUUUGCCGAGUGAGAAGUUUUUGGCAGCUUGUGCGGCAGGGAAGUGGGUUGUGACUCCAAACUAUGUGUUGGAAAGCAUGAAGAAUGGCUCCUGGCUGCCCGAGGGACCCUAUGAAGUGGCCAUUUUUACCAGCUCCUCAUCUGCCUUUUACCCCGUCAGACAGUGGAGGGAAAAGGUAGCCAAAGGUAGAAUAACCGGUGCUUUUCAGGGCUGGAAAGUUCUUCUCAUGGUCCAAGAGCCCAACAGGAGAGCCAUGUUCAAACGGCUGCUGAAAGCUGGAAGAGCAGAAGUGUACAACUGUCCUCCACCUACCUACACUUCCAUCACUCAUGUCAUGGCGAAACCUAUGACGGAGAAAUCAAAAUCUCUUAAUUCACCUUGCUACCCUGUGAGCCACAUAGUCCAACACCUCUUCGGGAGCAAUCACCUGGAUAUGAAUUUUAACAAAAUGGAUGAUCUUCCGUCCGAGACAAAAGCCAGUUGUCUUGAAGACUUCUCUAAUCUGGAGGCAGAACUCAGGAACUUUGCUGUCAAAAAAGAGGGCCGGCCCAGACUGUGCUUUCUUGAAUUUCUAGGUUACAGUGACCCUCAUCGUCCCUUCACACAGGCAAUUGUAGCAGAUUUAAGCAACGUCAGUAGUAUGAUAGAGUGCGGCCUAGUCAGCGAGGCCUUGGAUUCAAUCAGAAAUGCAGUGUUUCCAGGCGUGUUGCCCCCAGUGAUGUACCUGAUCUCCCUCAUAGAGUACGCACAGCAGGGUAACGCCACGUCCCUCUUUCUGAGAAAUUUCCAUCAUGUUAUGGUAAACCUGCUCAUUACAAAUCCUCCAUGGCUGGCUCAAAAUUCAGUAAAAAAAUACUAUGCCCAAGUGCUGCAGUGUCCUCAGUGCAAGAUGGGCUUAUGGCCUCUUUUAGAGACUGCAAUCAGAUACUGCCUGACAAACAGCGACACCUGUCACCCACACCCUGGACCCGCCUUGCCAGCCUUGGUACAUUUCUACUGUGACAUGCUUGCAUUUUGCCUCAUGCUUCUCAAGGGUGAACUUCACUCUGUCAAUAGCAGAGACUUUAUGUUUCCUAACCAACCCAGAGCGUCAUCUGCAUCAGCUUCUGGUUCAUUACUCUAUGGGACUUUCUGGACCGUGUGGGAACGAACAACACUGCUGUCUUGCACCGUGAAAAAGCUUCUUCAGCUCCUAAUAGAAGCUGCCAUUAUGGAAUUUGCUCAGGGAGCAGAGAAGCGGGAGCUGUAUUUGGCAGACACUCUGCUGGAUCUUCUGUCUGUGUUGGUGGAGUUUUGGUGUCAGCAGCAUUUUAAACUUAAUCAGAGUCUGGUGGAAAAAGGCCUCAAAGACCUCUCGGAGCACCUUGCCGUUCUCAGCCAGGAUCUGUGUCCAGCUGUUUUGGUAGAGCUGAUUUGCAGAGUUCACUCCACCAGGCUAAAGUUGGUUGUAGUUGAUGCCAUCUUCAGGAAUCUCUGCUGCAGAAAUGGCUUCACUGUUGUCGAUGAACCUCUCUCUCUCAAGAAAAUGGUGUGUUCUUACUUGCCUGCUCUGGGAACGUUAGCUCAAAGUCCCAGCUUUGCUUCCUGCAAGACUGGGAAAACCUCCCACAGCUGUACGAGUCAGGGGACCAGCAGGACCGAGAACAUGCCGGUGAUUGAAGAAAGUCCCGAGCGAGAAAAUGCCCCCAGGGGCGUGAACAGAGUGAACGCAGCAGGCGAGACCCUCCUACACAGAGCUUGCAAGAGAAACCAAGUGGAAACGGUGCUUCAGAUCCUGGCGCUUCCUGGCACAGACGUCAAUGUAAAAGACCAUGCAGGCUGGACUCCUCUCCAUGAAGCAUGCAACCAUGGCAGCACUGAGUGUGUGAGAGCAUUGCUGCAUCACCAUCCCACCCCUGUCCUCACUGACCAGGUCGCCGGCGUUAGUCCUCUGCACGACGCCCUGCUGAACGGACACUUGGACAUUGCUAAAAUGUUACUGGAACAUGCAGGCAGUGAGGUGGGGGUAGCGUGAGGGGUGUUUACCAUGCAGUGGAACUGCCUGCAUCCCAGCUUGUCUGCCUUACCCCCAGACUCAGACCAGAAAGACUGGGGGAGGGAUGGAGGAGGGGAGGAGUGUUGCAUCUUUCUUUCCUUCCCUCCCUCUCUACCUCCUUCUUCAAAUUCCCCCCUUCCUCUACUCUCACUUUUAUAUUUCUUGUCUUCGCCUGCCCUCUAAAGGCCAAAGGGCUUCGCGCUCCAUAUGUAAAUGUGUGUGUGUGGCAGCCAGGCUGCAUCUGGCGCCUGCAUCAGGCAGUGGCUUUUUCUCAGCAUGUGAAUUCUUCCUCUCACUGCUGUAGCUUCACAACCGAGGAUGUUUUUCAUCACAUUCAUGCACACACACUUAAAGGACGGCGUAAUUACCCUAUGCUCUUAUGUACUCCCUCAGGUGUUAUAUUUAUCACCGCUGGAGCAUUUCUGACACCCAGCACCAAUACCUGGAUUCACUUCAGUCACCAUUCUUGCACCAAAUACACUUCCCUAGGCGUAUAACACUAUGCAUGCAUUUAUAACUAAGUCAAAUGAUCUAAUCUAUAGUUAUACUUCAGUACGAUGUUUGCUCCAUUAGCAUACAGUUGGAGUAACAUUCCCUGAAGCUUAUGAAUCUAUGAUUUCUAUCUUCUGUAAUAAACAUGUGGUUAUAAACCAGAACAAGAAAGCAAGUUGCUAUUUAAAAGAAUAAAAAGAGAAAAUAAAGAACCAGCAUGAAGGCAAAUAACACAAAUUGUGGUUGGAGCUAUCCAGUUAGCUUUCAGGCAGACAGAUUCUACAAAGAGCCUUACAAACCGAGCCCAGGGCCGUGCUGCAGGGACGCCUUCCCACCCCUCCUUCGUGCUCCAGUGUCAAACCUCUGAUUGGAGCCUGUCUGUCAACUGGGUUUGACAUGACGACGGCGGGGAACUCUGGGAAACGGGCUUGCAUUUCUUUAUCUCCUGGAUCUGCUGCGAAGAAAACAGAGCUGUUCUGGAGACAUGGCAGACAGUAAAACUAAUAACACCAGAGCAGAGUAUCGUUAUUUCUGAUUUUCCUGUCAUGUGUGAUUUUCACCGAAACACACCAAGAGGUAACUUUUGGUGCGAGACUUAUUGAUUAAAAUAAAAAGUGUAAAAAGUUCAACGGUAAAGUUGCUCCCUGUGAACUCUCUUUUCAAAAGCAGGUUUAGAGCAGAACUUUUAGGAGUCUGUCCACCAAGUACCAUGAUGAAUCCAGUUUUUUUGCAGUUUUGUUUUGAGGCAAUUUAACUAAGGCUUAAUGCCUUAGUUAACGUCACACAGCCAUUCCUCCUGAUUGAGAGCAGUAUCGACACCGACUCCUGCUGAUGCUGAAGACAGCUUGUUACAGAAACCUGGUGAUUAUGUCCCGCUGUGAACAACCUCACUCUCCCUCACUUACGCUCUCACAUCAGUCCCUAACCUCUGCCUUUCUCUUGUGGCCACUUUGAUCAAAUUUGCACUCUCACAUCCUUGACUGCUGCCCCCAACCACUGACCCUUGUAUUUAAAAUAUCCAUGCUUAUGUAAAUGUUUAUGUAGAUUAAUGCCACAAUUUAUGCUGAUUGGUUUUUUUGCCCAUUCAGAUUUGAAAGACUAAAAGGUAGACGAGCACUUACCUUCUGCUGGGAGCUCUCACAAAUAAUCUUAAGAGCCGAAAUGUACCAAUCAGAAAUUUGGUGCCUAUUUCUGAUCUCUGAUUUUUGUGAAGCACCGACCUUCUGAUACCAGGUCUCCUUAAGAACUAUUAAUAGAAUUAAACCUCUUGGCUUGAGCAGCCAUCAAUUAUUUUUAUUACUAGCAGAGGUGACAUCCAUCCAAGAAUAUGUUAUUCAAAGCAGAUUUUAACUAAUUUAAAACAAGGACCAAAUGAUGGCCAGUUGAACAUUGUAUGCUGUGUUGACCAUAACUAAACCCUAUAAAUUCUGAAUUAUUUUGUGACUUUUACAAAAAAAAUUUUUAUCAAAAUGCCAGCAGGGAGGCCCAGUGUGCAUGCUUUAUCCUUUGUUAUAGUACACAAUCAUCCCUUCAUUCUAGUUUCACACUUCCUUCAACCCCAGUGUCUGUCAAACUGCAAAUAAGUGCCAGCAGUGUAAUCAAGCAGCCCUUCAGCUGUGAGCGUGUCAUACAGAGCCUCCGCAGAGCCGUAAACCUGCUCAUAAGUGGUAGUAGCAUUGCCAAGGUUGAACAGUCAAGUGCCAUCAAAAGCAGUUUGCUAUAGAAAUGGGUCUAUCUGAAAGCAAACAAAGGGCUCACUCCCAACUCGACCCGCUCCGCAGACUAAAUGUGCGCGGGCCUGUCUGAUGCUGGAAAAUGGCUUUCAGCCUGAAUAGAGAGCAGAGACACAAGGUGGUAAAUGUCAGCAUCAGAACUUUGCUUCGCUUCGCCUUGUGAGGGAGAGAAGAAAGUGUUGCAUUCAGCACCGACUGUCACCUCAAGCUGAAUGCAUCGCAGCAGCGCCGGAAGGGGAAAGCCAAGGUCGGUGGAGACGUUUUGAAGGUAUACAAUUAAAACUAUAUAUUAAGUGUUUAUUUUUACACUCGCAAGAGAUUUGAAUUAAUGGAGAACUUUGCCAUCACUGUUGACUCCCUCGUUAAAUUUCCAACAAGGCACAUUUUUGCCAACGCCGGACUCGAGGUCUGCUGCGACUCAGCGGCUCCCUGCGUCUGCGUCGACGGCCAUGAGCUCACUUACAGCAGUGCGUCAAAAAAAAAGAAAAGCUGAGCCACCGUCAGGUCACUAACCCUCUGCGCCUUUAACACAAACACAAAGUGACCUGCCAGUCACCGAGCUAAGGCGAAGUGUCAGCUGAAGUUAGCGCUGAAGUGAGCUAAUAGGCCCGUCUGGCGCUGAGGGCCGGUGGGAAAACAGCUGUUCAUUUAAGCCUUCCACUUCUCACACUGUGCGUUUGGAUGAGAGUGCGAGUAUGUCUCACGGAGCCAAUGUAUUUCUGUUACCUCGUCCUGCCGUUGACCCGUGUCGUGUCUCUUCCGCCUUAUUUGAUAAUGAUGCCGCAGACUAAAGUAACUUGGCUGCAAAUCUGUUUCGUCUUUUAUCACUGAGGCUUAAACUUGCUGCUAACAUUGAAAUCAUUAACCUCCACGUUUAAGGUCACUGUGCGAUUUUGAAAUUUGGGCGCUGUGCUCUGGCUUACCUUAAAUGACCUGCCAAUAUUUCUUUGAUGCUUUGAUAUUUCUUACAACCUUUCUACUUGCAAAAGUAUGUAUUUAUAAACUUAAUUUACCGGGACUUUAAACAUUUUAAGAUAGUGGUUUUAUUUUUCUUCUUCUUUUUAAAAAAAAUAAGCAAAUCUUGUAUGUUAUACUUUUUCAAAGCUGUUAUUUCAUGUAAAUAAUUUACUUACAACUUAAAUAGGCAUACUCAAGUUUCUUUCUUCUUUGCACCCUAUUAAUAAUGUGGUGCUUUAUAAAGUAUAUCACCCAACAAAACACUUUCUGUUCUUCUUACUUUCAAGCAUUAGUUUCAGAUUUAUUUAUCUUUCUAGUGUUUCUAUUAAAAAACAUUGUCUGAAGCCUGGUCUUAGCGCUGUCUCAUCUUACUCUGGAUGUCUCUGUCUCCCUCAGGCUCGGUUCUUCUCCAGCAGACCGACGGAGACGGACGGACUCCGCUGGAUCUGGUCUCUGUACCGAGUCAGAGGGAGGAGCUCCUCCGCAGCGCUCAGGUCAGAGAUUCAGCCCGAA